Messenger RNA from Quercus robur (English oak), 2492 nucleotides. Its product is annotated as protein DETOXIFICATION 27-like. NCBI's taxonomy places the organism in Eukaryota, Viridiplantae, Streptophyta, Magnoliopsida, Fagales, Fagaceae. The record is from RefSeq and is a predicted model, not a curated record. Gene Ontology annotation, molecular function: antiporter activity; xenobiotic transmembrane transporter activity. Gene Ontology annotation, cellular component: membrane. Gene Ontology annotation, biological process: xenobiotic detoxification by transmembrane export across the plasma membrane. The transcript is spliced from 9 exons. The coding region runs from base 890 to 2362 and encodes 490 amino acids.
ACAGUUCACGUGAGUCCAUUGAGGCAUUUUUUUCCACAGUUCAGCAAGCUUUGGACAGCUAUAUAAUGCAUGCUUCACAUCUUCCAUGUGUUCUCGGCAAACAUCACAGCUGCCGUUUUGGAUAAUCUUUCUUCGAACCAGGUUGUCUUUGGUUGGCAAGGAGUUCUUGGUUGCUCUCCAAACCAAGUUCUUCACUUUGCUCGGUACGGGGAGGUUCCAAAUAGCUUGCCACAACGGUUUCAACCUCGAAACAUCAGAUUGACCAGGCUGUGCAUUCUGGUGCCCUUGUUGCAAGAACUGAUACCCAGAUUUAAUGUCGUCAGUUAUUAGCCGCUUGUCGUUAGUUGGUGUAACUCACUCCGUAAUAACUCCGUCCAAAUCAAACAGGCUUUCCAACGGAAACCGUUAUCGUUCCUUUCCUCUCAAUCUCUUUGUAUUCCUCACAGCCAGUUAUUAGCCGCUUGUCGUUGGUUGAGUAUCUCUGUUUUUUAUGGAUUCUAAGCCAAAUCUCAAAAAGGUGUCUAUUGGGUCUUGCCGUGGAAAGGGAGAGGCAGAGGAUCGGGAAAGGUAGGCUGGAUGGGUUGGGUGUUGAAUUGCCGUGGGUCUGAUUGGCUUGCCAUGGGUGUGAUUGAGGAGGAGCUGGGAGGAAGGUAAUGGCAGAGUUUUCGUAAAAGGGAAAGCGUGAAAAUCAGAGUCGGGUAGGGAAUGGGUUUAAGACGUUUUUUUUUUUUUGGGUUUUGGUUUUAUUGUUUUAUGUUUUAUUAUUAAUUUUUUUUUAAUGUUGUGCUGAUGGAGAAAAUUAUGGAAGUUUCAAAAGUUUUGGUUUUAUAUAUAUAUAUAUAGAUUAGGCUGAGACUGUUUCUAAAUUCUAAUUUCUAAACUCACUCUGAUGGGGAGCAUUAACGAGCCACUAUUACCGGAAUCGACAACCACAGAAGUUGGACUCAAAGAUGAAGAAAAGAAAAAUCUUUCAUCAAGGGUGUGGAUUGAAUCCAAGAAGCUAUGGCAAAUCGUGGGUCCCGCCAUCUUCAGCCGCAUCGCUUCUUACACCAUGAACGUUGUCACCCAAGCCUUCGCUGGCCGCCUUGGUGAAGUUGAACUUGCUGCGAUUUCCAUUGCCAACACUGUUAUCGUUGGCUUCAAUUUCGGCCUACUGUUAGGGAUGGCAAGUGCGUUAGAGACAUUGUGUGGGCAAGCAUUUGGUGCGAAGAGGUACCACAUGUUGGGAAUAUACAUGCAAAGGUCAUGGAUUGUGCUAGUCCUAUGUUGUUUCUUGCUACUACCCUUCUACGUUUUCGCCUCUCCGCUGCUGAAACUCAUAGGACAACCCGAUGACGUGGCAGAGGCUUCAGGUGUGGUGGCCUGUUGGUUAAUACCAUUGCAUUUCAGCUUUGCGUUUCAGUUCCCAUUGCAAAGGUUCUUGCAGUCCCAGCUGAAGAACAUAGUGAUUGCUUGGGUUUCUUUGGUGGGUCUGUUGGUGAAUGUGUUGACUAGUUGGCUAUUCAUUUAUGUGUUGGAUCUUGGCCUUGUGGGUGCGGCUCUUGCUUUGGAUAUCUCCUGGUGGGUUUUGAUUUUUGGAUUGUACGGCUAUACUGCCUUUGGUGGCUGUCCUUUGACUUGGCAUGGGUUCUCCACUGAAGCCUUUUCUGGCCUAUGGGAAUUUCUCAAACUCUCUGCUGCUUCUGGCGUUAUGCUAUGCUUGGAGAAUUGGUAUUACAGAAUACUAAUAUUAAUGACUGGGUUCCUACAGAAUGCCACUUUAGCCGUGGAUGCUUUGUCAAUCUGCAUGACUAUCAAUGGCUGGGAGAUGAUGAUUCCUCUGGCCUUUUUUGCUGGUACCGGAGUUAGGGUAGCCAAUGAGCUAGGAGCUGGGAAUGGCAAGGCAGCACAAUUCGCAACAAUAGUCUCCGUGAUACAAUCGAGUGUGAUUGGGAUCUUUUUUUGCGCUCUAAUCAUGAUACUCCAUGACAAGUAUGCUUAUUUAUUCACAACCACCACUGAAGUGCUUGAAGCAGUUGAUAAGCUCACUGUUCUAUUAGCUGUUACAAUUCUCCUAAACAGUGUUCAACCUAUUUUAUCAGGAGUGGCUGUUGGAUCGGGAUGGCAGGCAUGGGUUGCAUAUAUAAAUCUGUGCUGCUACUAUGUCGUUGGGCUCCCACUUGGACUUGUAAUGGGAUUGGUCUUCGACCUUGGAGUUAUGGGUAUCUGGGGUGGAAUGAUUUUGGGUGGGACUGCAAUCCAAACAGUGAUUUUGGCUAUCAUAACAGCACGAUGCGAUUGGGAAAAGGAGGCUGAGAAAGCUAGCAUUCGCGUAAAUAAAUGGUCAAGUCCUAAUCCACAAGAUGAAGAAGAAGAUCAAUAGGAGGUCCAACAAUGACAGCAAUUUUGAUGGAUUUUGGAAAUUUUCACUUUUAGGUGCACCAGCCCGCGGUGUAUACUCCCUAAUAAUAUACAAUUCUUCUGCUAAUCCAGUUUUGGAUAAUUGAUUUUUA